GGGAGUUUCUGCUGGGGUCUGGAUUGGAGUCAGAGAAGACCGGACCCUACUGUGUAUGACUGGAGUCUAAAGGAAAAAAAACAACUUCCCUCGCCUCAAAGAGUCUACAUGUCUAAUAUUUAGACAUGUUCAGCUUUGUGGAUAUUCGGCUGGCGCUGUUGCUCAGCGCAACAGUGCUUUUGGCAAGGGGGCAAGGCGAGGACGAUCGCAUAGGCAGCAGCUGUACGUUGGACGGCCAGGUCUACAAUGACAGAGACGUCUGGAAACCUGAGCCCUGCCAGAUCUGCGUGUGCGACAGCGGCACUGUUAUGUGCGACGAGGUUAUCUGCGAGGACACUUCCGGUUGCACCAAUCCCGUGAUUCCACCCGACGAGUGUUGCCCCGUUUGCGCUGACGACGAAUACCAAGAACCCAGAGUUGAGGGACCCAAAGGUGAGCGUGGUGAGAAAGGAGACAGGGGUCCUGCUGGUCCUCCUGGUAAUGAUGGAAUUCCUGGACAGCCUGGACUUCCAGGGCCCCCAGGCCCCCCUGGACCCCCUGGCCUUGGCGGAAACUUUGCUCCUCAGAUGUCUGGAGGUUUUGAUGAGAAGUCUGGUGGUGGUAUGUCCAUCCCAGGUCCCAUGGGACCCAUGGGUCCUCGUGGUCCCCCAGGACCUCCUGGAGUCUCUGGACCCCAAGGUUUCACUGGCCCUCCUGGUGAGCCUGGUGAGGCUGGUGCUCCUGGUGCAAUGGGUCCCCGUGGUCCAGCUGGUCCUUCUGGAAAGAAUGGAGAAGAUGGGGAGUCUGGCAAGCCUGGUCGCCCGGGUGAGCGUGGCCCCUCUGGCCCUCAGGGUGCUCGUGGCUUCCCCGGAACCCCUGGACUUCCUGGUAUCAAGGGACACAGAGGCUUCAGUGGUCUAGAUGGCACUAAGGGAGAUUCAGGCCCUGCUGGACCUAAGGGAGAGGCUGGUGCCCCUGGAGAGAAUGGAGUUCCUGGCGCUAUGGGUCCUCGUGGUCUGCCUGGUGAGAGAGGCCGUGCUGGUCCGUCUGGUGCUGCUGGUGCCCGUGGUAACGAUGGUGCAGCUGGGGCUGCUGGUCCUCCUGGCCCAACUGGCCCUGCUGGUCCUCCUGGAUUCCCUGGUGGCCCCGGAGCUAAGGGAGAGGUUGGUCCUCAGGGAGCUCGUGGUGGUGAGGGACCUCAGGGUUCUCGUGGUGAGCCUGGUAACCCUGGACCUGCUGGUGCGGCCGGACCUGCUGGUAACAAUGGUGCUGAUGGUACUCCUGGUGCUAAGGGUGGCCCUGGUGCUCCUGGUAUUGCUGGUGCUCCUGGCUUCCCUGGACCCCGAGGUCCUCCCGGAGCUGCUGGUACUGCUGGUGCCCCUGGUCCUAAGGGUAAUACUGGUGAGGCUGGUGCUACUGGACAUAAGGGAGAGUCUGGUGCCAAAGGAGAGCCUGGAGCACCCGGAGUUCAGGGACCCCCUGGCCCUUCAGGUGAAGAGGGAAAGAGAGGAGCUCGUGGUGAGCCCGGUACUGCCGGCACCCGCGGACCCCCUGGCGAGCGUGGCGCUCCUGGUGCUCGUGGUUUCCCUGGUGCUGAUGGAAGUGCUGGCCCUAAGGGUGCCCCUGGUGAGCGUGGAGGCCCUGGAACUGUUGGACCUAAGGGUGCCACUGGUGAGCCUGGCCGCAAUGGUGAGCCUGGUAUGCCUGGAUCCAAGGGUAUGACUGGUAGCCCUGGCAGCCCUGGACCUGAUGGAAAAACUGGAUCUGCUGGUCCUACUGGACAAGAUGGCCGCCCUGGACCCCCAGGCCCUGUUGGAGCCAGAGGUCAGCCUGGUGUCAUGGGAUUCCCUGGACCCAAGGGAGCUGCUGGUGAGGCUGGCAAGCCUGGUGAAAGAGGUGUGAUGGGCACUGUUGGUGUUCCUGGUGCUCCCGGUAAAGACGGUGAUGUUGGCGGUCCCGGUGCCCCCGGCCCUGCUGGACCUGCUGGUGAGAGAGGUGAGCAAGGACCUUCUGGACCUCCUGGUUUCCAGGGACUGCCUGGACCCCAGGGUGCUACUGGUGAGUCUGGCAAGUCCGGUGAACAGGGUGUGCCUGGUGAGGCUGGACCUACUGGACCUCCUGGAUCCAGAGGUGACAGAGGUUUCCCUGGUGAGCGUGGAGCCCCUGGAGUUACUGGUCCUGCAGGAGGCCGUGGCUCUCCUGGUGCACCUGGUAGCGAUGGUGCCAAGGGUGAGUCUGGAGCCUCAGGUGCUCCUGGUGCUCAGGGCCCUCCCGGUCUUCAGGGUAUGCCUGGUGAGCGUGGUGCUGCAGGUCUCCCAGGUCUCAAGGGUGACCGAGGUGACCAAGGUGCAAAGGGCGGUGAUGGUACCCCUGGUAAGGAUGGCAUCCGUGGUAUGACUGGACCUAUUGGACCUCCUGGACCAGCUGGUCCUCAGGGUGACAAGGGAGAGUCUGGUGCUGCUGGGCCUGUUGGACCUACUGGAGUCCGUGGACCCCCUGGUGAGCGUGGUGAGACUGGUGCCCCAGGACCAGCUGGAUUUGCUGGACCACCUGGUGGUGAUGGUCAGCCUGGUGCUAAGGGAGAGUCUGGAGAUACCGGUUCUAAGGGUGAUGCUGGUGCCCCUGGUCCUGCUGGACCUACUGGAGCGCCAGGACCUCAGGGUCCUGUCGGUUCUACUGGACCCAAAGGUGCUCGUGGUGCUGCUGGUCCUCCUGGAGCUACUGGUUUCCCUGGUGCUGCAGGCAGAGUUGGACCUCCUGGCCCUGCUGGUAAUUCUGGCCCCCCUGGACCUCCUGGACCUUCUGGAAAGGAAGGUGCAAAGGGUGUCCGUGGUGAGACUGGACCUGCUGGUCGCCCUGGUGAGAUUGGUGCUUCUGGUCCUCCUGGUCCACCUGGUGAGAAGGGAAAUCCUGGAUCUGAAGGUGCCACCGGACCCUCUGGUAUCCCCGGACCUCAAGGUUUUGCUGGACAGCGUGGUAUUGUUGGUCUUCCUGGACAGAGGGGCGAGCGGGGAUUCAGUGGUCUCCCUGGCCAAUCUGGAGAGCCUGGCAAGCAGGGACCUGGUGGCCCCUCUGGUGAGCGUGGACCUCCUGGACCCAUGGGACCUCCUGGACUGGCUGGACCUCCUGGCGAGCCUGGUCGUGAGGGAACUCCUGGUAAUGAGGGUGCUGCUGGCCGGGAUGGUGCUGCUGGCCCCAAGGGUGAUCGUGGCGAGUCUGGUGCUGCAGGCGCUCCUGGUGCCCCUGGACCCCCAGGCGCUCCUGGACCAAUCGGCCCUGCAGGAAAAACUGGUGACCGUGGAGAGUCUGGUCCACAUGGUCCCGCUGGUGCUGCUGGCCCUGCUGGUCCUCGUGGCCCAUCUGGACCUGCUGGAGCACGUGGAGACAAAGGUGAGACUGGAGAGGCUGGUGAGAGAGGCAUGAAGGGACACAGAGGAUUCACCGGAAUGCAGGGACCUCCUGGACCUCCUGGACCUUCUGGUGAAUCUGGACCUGCGGGAUCUUCUGGCCCUGCUGGACCUAGAGGACCUGCUGGAUCUUCUGGGUCUGCUGGUAAGGAUGGCAUGAGUGGACUUCCUGGACCCAUUGGACCCCCUGGACCUCGUGGUCGCACUGGUGAAAUUGGACCUUCUGGACCUCCUGGACCACCUGGACCUCCCGGAGCCCCUGGACCUUCCGGAGGCGGAUUUGACAUUGGCUUUAUUGCUGCACCCCAAGAGAAGGCCCCAGAUCCUUUCCGUCACUUCCGUGCUGAUGAUGCCAAUGUGUUGCGUGACCGUGACCUGGAGGUUGACACUACACUCAAGUCCCUGAGCCAGCAGAUUGAGAACAUCCGCAGCCCUGAUGGCACCAAGAAGAACCCUGCACGCACCUGCCGUGACUUGAAGAUGUGCCAUCCUGACUGGAAGAGUGGUGAGUACUGGAUUGACCCUGACCAGGGCUGCAACCUGGAUUCCAUCAAGGUCUUCUGCAACAUGGAGACUGGUGAGACCUGUGUCUACCCAACACAGCCUGAAAUUCCCAAGAAGAACUGGUACACAAGCAAGAACAUCAAGGAGAAGAAACACGUCUGGUUCGGUGAGGCCAUGACUGACGGCUUCCAGUUCGAGUAUGGUGGUGAGGACUCCAAGUCUGAGGAUGUCAACAUCCAACUCACCUUCCUUCGUCUUAUGUCCACCGAGUCCUCCCAGAACAUCACAUACCACUGCAAGAACAGCAUUGCCUACAUGGACCAGGCUACAGGCAACCUGAAGAAGGCUCUGCUGCUGCAGGGCUCCAAUGAGAUUGAGAUCAGAGCAGAGGGCAACAGCCGCUUUACCUACAGCGUGAUUGAGGAUGGCUGCACGUCACAUACUGGUGCAUGGGGCAAGACAGUCAUCGACUACAAAACAACAAAAACAUCUCGCUUGCCUAUUAUUGACAUCGCCCCUAUGGACGUUGGUGCACCUGAUCAGGAAUUUGGCAUUGAAGUUGGCCCAGUCUGCUUCUUGUAAAAAAGAAAUCUGGACUUGAAAUUGUUUGUGUGUUGUGUGUGUUUUUCUAGCAGUCAUCUCUAAAAUCUUUUCUAUGCAUUAAAAAGCCCUAGACUUCGAUUUGGCUGUCCAAAUGGUCCACUUGCUUAGAGCUGCACUUCAGAAGACAGUGGUUGUGUGUUAUCAAGCUUCUUUUGGGACCACUAUUUUACCACCAUCUACAUGGAGGAUACUUUAGAAGACUCAUUUGUUUCACUGGCAACAAGAAAAUAAUAUACUUCUAAAGCAUAAAAUCCCCCUGGAGUAAAAAAAGGAAAACGUAUAAAAACAUCACAGAUACAGGUGACUUUUUUACCACUGCGGAAGGACAAUGAAAAGAGAAACCAAAUGCUUUGUACCAUGUUCAGGUGUUAAAUAAAUCUGUAAAAUGACAUUUAAGUGUCUUUGUGUUCUACCCAUCAGAUCAAGUGACUGACCAGCAUGAAUCAUCAUUGUUCCUUUUAAUCGUUGCAGAAAAAAACUGAACUAACAAGAGACAGGGGUUCGAUUUCAUUUUGAUAUCUUAUGGCUACCUCAGAAAAGAAACCUAUAUUGUUAUCCAGUGUUGACCAACACCAGGUUAGGAUUUUAGACUGCAGAGGUAUGAUUAACCAAGCAAGUAACAGCUGCAAAAGGUGCUAUUUCAUGAGGUCCUGUUAGUGGGAUGUGUUAGAGUUGUGCUUUUUUUAAAAAAGAAAAAAGUAAUGUAUUGUUUGUCACUCUUGCUCACUGGGCCUUUGGUGCUAAAGAUCAUAUUAUCUUGCUGUCCAGUUGUAACAGAUGCCUCUCUUGUUGAAGUGUUUUGCUGCAAGCCUUGCAGUAGGCCUUUGAUUAGGGAAUAACAGGUUUUGAUGCACAUAGUCUUUUUAAGUGUAGAAAUAAGCAGGUGGAGUCUGAUUUUUUUAAUUUUAUGAUUUUUAUUUUCCAGCACCUUCUGACACUUUUUGGUUGUUGUCUUUUUUGUUGUUUUUGUUUUUACAAGAAAUGCCCCAAGUGAUGUCCACUGGGUAUUUACAAUGCCCCUUCUUCCCCAUUUUAUCAAAUUUCUUUCUUGUUUUUGUCUUUUGUUUUGCCCAAGGGUUUGGAAAAGAUGAUAGCAAGAGAAAUAGAGAAUCCCCAAAGGCAGAGAGAGAACCAGACACACAAUAGGGGUUAAAACAAGAGGAUCUGUACCUAUUUUGUAUAUGUAUAAUAAUUUGAGAUGUUUUUAAUUAUUUUGAGUGCUGAAAUAAAGCAUGUCAAGUGGUCGACCUUA
Messenger RNA from Electrophorus electricus (electric eel), 5745 nucleotides. RefSeq names its product collagen, type I, alpha 1a (gene col1a1a). Gene Ontology annotation, molecular function: protein binding; extracellular matrix structural constituent. Gene Ontology annotation, cellular component: extracellular matrix. The record is from RefSeq and is a predicted model, not a curated record. NCBI's taxonomy places the organism in Eukaryota, Metazoa, Chordata, Actinopteri, Gymnotiformes, Gymnotidae.